Molecule: messenger RNA, 498 nt
Organism: Sorghum bicolor (sorghum)
Lineage: Eukaryota; Viridiplantae; Streptophyta; Magnoliopsida; Poales; Poaceae
Product: cytochrome P450 86A7
Exons: 1
Coding region: 1-498 (165 amino acids)
Molecular function (GO): oxidoreductase activity, acting on paired donors, with incorporation or reduction of molecular oxygen; heme binding; iron ion binding
Source: RefSeq, a predicted model, not a curated record
AUGGAACUCAAAGGAGUCCACGGCCAACGGUUCAUCGUCACCUGCGCCCCGGCCAACGUGCGCCACAUCUUCACUUCCAACUUCGCUAACUACACUAAAGGCCACGAGUACACCGAGAUCUUCGACGUUCUUCUUGGCGCCGGCAUCUUGAACUCCGAUGGGGAGUCGUGGCGGCGCCAGCGGGCGAAGACCCAGAUGCUCGUGACCGCUCCACGGUUCCGCGCCUUCACGGCACGGUGCAGCCGCGACAAGGUGGAGAAGAGCCUCUUGCUGCACCUCGCCUACAGGUUCUUCACCUUCAACACCGGGCCACGGACGUGCCUCGGCAAGGAGAUGGCGUUCGUGCAGAUGAAGACAGUUGCAGCGGCCGUGCUGUGGAACUUCGCCGUCGAGCUGGUACCGGGCCACGUCGUGGAGCUGAAGCUGUCCAUCGUACUUCACAUGAAGAAUGGGCUUCGUGUCAGGGUGCACGGGAGGGGCUCCAUGGGCCACCACUAG